UAAUUUAUUCAAACAUUUGGUAUGCCUUAGGGCAUUAGACUUGAGUGGGCAUCGGUUAAUUGUGGAACUGCCGAGGAACUUGGGGAAAUUGAUACAUCUGAGGUUCCUUAAUCUAUCAAAUAGUUUGAUGCGCGGGGAAUUGCCAGAAACAAUUUGUGAUCUAUAUAAUUUGCAAACUUUAAUUCUUUCAGAUUUGCUCAUAAAACUACCUCAGGGGAUGAGAAAACUAAUUAACCUGAGACAUCUUGAAUGGGAAGGCAGUAGAGUAUUGAUGUUGCCAAAAGGAAUCGGGAGAUUGACCUCACUUCGGACAUUAACUAUGUUUCCUAUAAUUGGAGAUCAUUUUAGACGUGAUGUAUGCAAAAUAGGAGAACUGAAAAACUUAAACAGCCUCAGGGGAGGUCUUGUGAUAAGUGGGAUAGUUAAUGUGAAAGAUGCAGAGGAGGCUGGCGAAGCAGAAUUGAAGAAUAAGAAACACCUCCAUCAUUUGGAACUAGAGGUUUUUGGGGGGCUUGCCUCAGCUGCUUCAAAAGGUGUGGCUGAAGCUCUACAGCCUCAUCAAAACUUGAAGUCUUUAAAAAUAAGUCAUUACCAUGCUGCCACCGAGUUCCCCAGUUGGAUAGCGGCCUCAUCGUUGGCCCAAUUGAAAAAGCUUGAAAUUAGGCAUUGCGCACAGGUUACAUAUUUGCCUCCAUUGGGGGAACUACCUCUCCUUGAAAGCCUGAUAAUAGAGCAUAUGAAGAGACUGAAAUACGUGGGUGGUGAGUUUUUGGGAUCUUCAACAACUGCAUUCCCAAAGCUGAAGCACCUCCGUUUUAAUGAUAUGAAAGAGUGGGAGAAGUGGGAAGUAAAAGAAGAAGAUGAUGAAGAAGAACGGAGGUCAGUAAUGCCACAUCUCCACUCCUUGACCACAGAUAAAUGCCCCAAGCUGGAAAGCCUGCCCGAGCGCCUCCUCCAGAUAAUUCCACUACAGGAACUAAGUAUCCGCCUCUCUCCUACUCUGCAAGAUCUUUACCAUGAGGAGACAGGGAAGGAUCGGUCCAAAAUAUCUCACAUCCGAAAGGUUUGGUGUUAACCACUGACGAUGACAUCGCUCUAGCUGCAUGCCCUCCAGAGUGUGCAAGCCUGACUCCCGCAGUCCAAAAGAGCGCAUCUCAUGCUGGAAGAAGUCUACUAUCAUGCUCCCAAGAGAUCAGACAAAUAAUUUUUUUUAUCAUUCCACUGAAUUUUCUGAUGAACAAAUUAUGAUCCAUGUGUACUAUAAUAUCCAAAUUCCUUCUACCGCUUCUCCAUAGUUUCCGUUGUAAUAAACUCAUUGCCUGUUAUCAGGUUUUGAUCAUGAAACAAACCAUUAUGUAUAUAUGUUUGAAUAUUGGAUUGGGCACAAUUACAUUAAUUUGUUAAGGAUGAAA
This is a messenger RNA of Vitis riparia (riverbank grape), 1412 nucleotides long. Its product is annotated as putative disease resistance RPP13-like protein 1. The record is from RefSeq and is a predicted model, not a curated record. The transcript has 2 exons. NCBI's taxonomy places the organism in Eukaryota, Viridiplantae, Streptophyta, Magnoliopsida, Vitales, Vitaceae. Bases 128 to 1075 code for a protein of 315 amino acids.